Trichobilharzia regenti is the source of this 777-nucleotide messenger RNA. NCBI's taxonomy places the organism in Eukaryota, Metazoa, Platyhelminthes, Trematoda, Strigeidida, Schistosomatidae. The record is from the annotation of a GenBank genome assembly.
AUGGCGGAUCUAGAAGCUGUACUGGCGGAUGUUAGCUAUUUGAUGGCUAUGGAGAUGAGUAAAUCUACUCCUGCUGCCCGUGCCAGUAAAAGAAUUGCUCUACCUGACCCAAGUAUCCGUGGCAUCAUGACCAAAUACCUGGAGAAGAAUAAUCAAAUCACUUUUGAUAAAAUUUUCAAUGAGAAAUUAGGUUACUUGUUAUUCAGAGAUUUUGCGCUCAAUGUAAGUGAAGAACCUGUGCCUCAGUUGACGUUUUAUGAAAAUAUAAAAAAGUUUGAAAAGUUGGAGACAGAUGAAGAACGCAUAAAACUUGGUCGAGAAAUAUAUGAUCAGCAUAUUAUGAAAGAAUUGUUGUCGCAUAAUCAUAAAUUCUCUAAAUCCACUGUGGAUCAUGUUCAUGAAUUGCUUACUUUAUCUCAGAAAACUAAAAAGCUACCACCAGAUACUUUUUCUUUAUAUAUAGAUGAAAUUCUUCAAUCUCUUCGUGGUGAUGUAUUUGAAAACUUUCUUCGAAGUCAAAAAUUCACACGAUUUUGUCAAUGGAAGAAUUUGGAAUUAAACAUUAAUCUGACUACUAAUGAUUUCAGUGUACAUCGUAUCAUUGGGCGUGGUGGUUUUGGUGAAGUUUAUGGAUGUCGAAAAGCAGACACAGGUAAAAUGUAUGCUAUGAAAUGCUUGGAUAAGAAAAGAAUCAAAAUGAAGGGUGGAGAGACUUGGCUCUUAACGAGCGUGUCAUGCUCUCACUUGUCAGUACAGGAGAUGGUUGUCCUUUUAUAG